AUGAAAGAGGUGCCACCCGAAGGCGAUACCAUUGACGGGAUCUUCGUCCCCGGCGGAACGCGUAUCGGACACAACACACAGGGUAUCAUGCGGCGGCGGGAUAUCUUUGGUGAUGAUGCCGACAUCUUCCGGCCUGAGCGCUGGCUCAACAUCAUUACCGAGAAGAGACAAGAGAUGGUCCAGACGACAGAGCUUGUGUUUGGAUACGGCCGGUGGGGCUGCCUGGGCAAGCCGGUUGCAUUUUUGGAGCUGAACAAGGUUUAUGUUGAGCUGUGGAUGCGGGUGACAGAUCGGGCCGAGAAGACGCAGUGA
Chaetomium globosum CBS 148.51 is the source of this 312-nucleotide messenger RNA. RefSeq lists its product as uncharacterized. Gene Ontology annotation, molecular function: heme binding; iron ion binding; oxidoreductase activity, acting on paired donors, with incorporation or reduction of molecular oxygen. The transcript is spliced from 2 exons. The coding region runs from base 1 to 312 and encodes 103 amino acids. NCBI's taxonomy places the organism in Eukaryota, Fungi, Ascomycota, Sordariomycetes, Sordariales, Chaetomiaceae. The record is from RefSeq and is a predicted model, not a curated record.